Messenger RNA from Aspergillus tanneri, 1653 nucleotides. RefSeq names its product PWI domain-containing protein (gene SRRM1). Gene Ontology annotation, molecular function: RNA binding. Gene Ontology annotation, cellular component: spliceosomal complex. The transcript has 8 exons. The coding region runs from base 1 to 1653 and encodes 550 amino acids. Lineage: Eukaryota; Fungi; Ascomycota; Eurotiomycetes; Eurotiales; Aspergillaceae. The record is from RefSeq and is a predicted model, not a curated record. Gene Ontology annotation, biological process: mRNA processing; regulation of mRNA splicing, via spliceosome.
AUGCAAGUAGCAGAGAUCCUAUCAGAUCUAACAUCGUUACGAGUCUGUGACCACCACGAUGCUCUGGCGAUGGUCACCGUUAAUGAACGAGUAGCUGCAUCACGGCUUACUUCUGAAGUCCCUGCGGAUGCAGAUGUGGAUUCAGAUAGAACCCUGCCGCAACAGCGUUCAGAGAGAACGGCCCGUGAGGAUCUCCGACGAGCGAAGGAGAUCGUCGAGUUGCAUCACGGGUUCAAGUUGCGACAUGUGGAUGGACGCGUGGAUGAGGAACUCUCGCGUGCUAGGGACUGGGUGGAUCAUGCAACAUUGAAGCUUUCCCCAUCGAAGCCGGGCCGACAGUUCUACCGGGCUCCGGGCGGCGUCAUGUGCCACCUGCGCUGCCUCGCGGCGAUUCGAACAAUCCAGACGAGGAACUGCAGCUUUACGCGUCUCGACUCUUGCAGGAACUCUCCCCCGCCCGCCCCGCCCCUUUUCCUCCCAGGACUCGCAAGGAUGGCGAACAACGUGGAUGCCAAGCUCUUAAAGCAGACCAAGUUCCCUCCCGAGUUUAAUCGGAAGGUGGAUAUGACCAAGGUCAAUAUCGAGGUGAUGAAGAAGUGGAUUGCGGGUAAAAUCUCGGAGAUUCUUGGAAAUGAAGAUGACGUCGUGAUUGAGUUGUGCUUCAAUCUGCUUGAGGGUUCUCGCUUUCCGGACAUUAAGUCUCUACAGAUUCAGCUUACGGGUUUUCUGGACAAGGACACUGCUAGGUUUUGCAAGGAGUUAUGGUCUCUAUGCCUCAGUGCACAGGAAAACGCCCAAGGCGUGCCGAAGGAGCUCUUGGAAGCUAAAAAGUUGGAACUCAUCCAGGAAAAGAUCGAGGCAGAAAGAGCCGCUGAAGAAGCUCGUCGACAGAAAGAGCAGGAGCGGGCACGAGAGCGGGAGUUGGAACAGCUCCGGAGGCGAGAGCGAAACGAGCGCCCUCGAGGAGGUAGAAGAGGUGGGGGCCGCGGAGGUCGCGACUUUGAUAGACGUCGGUCUCCGCCCAGGAGACACAGUCGUGACCGUUUUCGAGACCUUCCGUCUCGACGGGAGUUCGAUUCUUCAUCGCGUUCGAGGUCGCGAGGAUCGCAGGAUAGGGACGCGCGACGAAGGAGAUCUUCGCCGCAUUCCUCAAGAGCCGAUAAGAGAGAAAGCACCGCUAAUUUUGCGAAGGCCCGCAAAUCCCGUGACGAUCACCGUUUGAGUCGCAGCAGAGAGCGCGACAACCACGGUAGGCGCCGACACUCCCGAAGUAGGAGUCUCAGCCGAGGCCGUUCUCGCAGCGACAGUUUCAGCCCCAGACGUCGAGACUCUCGCAGUCGCAGCAACAGCCACGGCAGGGACAGGAAGCGGCGUCGCUCCAUAGAAAGAUAUGCCCCUGCCGCCCGGAGACGGCGUAAUACCUCUUCUUUAUCCAUCCGUGGUGAUAAACGACAGAGGAUGACUGAUCAGGAAGAUGCACGAGGGUCGUCGCCGCCACCAGGGAAACCAAGCUCAACCAAUCGAAACAAGGAUACUGAAGAGAUCGUUCCUUCCUCUACUCGACCUCGUGCACGUAUUCCCAGCACAGAAAUCCGCGAGAAACUCCUUCGCGAAAAGUUGGUUGCCAUGCGACGAACCACAAAUGACCACUAG